UGUCUCCUUAGCAAUCAAUAAUUUUCCCCUCGAUUCUUCCUGUAUUGAGCAACAUUGAAUAAUAUCUGCUUUCGGCUGGAAUUUCUGGCAUCUUGGAUCCACCAAACAGUAGAUCAGUGUUGUGUGUGUGUGUUUUUUUAUCACCCAGCCUGUCUUAUGUAGAUAUGUAGACUCACUGUUCACCUGGCAGGCGGUCUGCAGUCUCUGUACGUCUGCUGCUAUAGUGAGGCAGACGCAUAACACAAUCAAGUCACUAUGGUGGAAGAAUGGUAAACAAGUGGUGCCAUUUUGGUUUGUGGUGUGGGUGAUCGCGAAAAAGCAGCUAAACUAGAAUGGCCGAGGAAACGAUCUACUUGUGUAAUUUCCGUGUUUCGGUUGACGGGGACUGGUUGUGUCUGCGUGAACUGCGCGACGUACAGCUGGAGUUGGCCAGUGAUGAGAUGAUCACCUCCUGCGAUGACGGUCAGGAUCCGAAGGUGAUAGAGCGUGCGAACCUGCUAAACGUGGCCAAGCUGAUCAUCAAGGAGCUGAUUGACUCAUCCCUCGCCCAUGGCCGCAUGCUGGACGACGACCAUGUGCCGCUACAGCAGUUCUUCGUCGUCCUCGAACACAUCCUGCGACACGGCUUACGACCAAAGAAGGGACUGUUACGUGACCGCCGGGAGUUCUGGGGAGUCCUCGAGAACAUCGAGAAGUUUGCACCAGAAGCUAAUGAAAUCACUACCAGUGUUCGCGACAUGCCACACGUCAAGACAGCGUUAGGGCGAGCCCGUGCGUGGAUCCGACUGGCCUUGAUGCAGAAAACACUGGCAGAUUACUUUAAACUGCUCAUAGAGAAAAAAGACAAUCUACUCAGUGAAUAUUACGAGCCGGGAGCAUUUCUGAUAGAGGAUGAAGGGAUCGUGAUCGCAGGACUUCUCGUCGGUCUGAACGUCAUCGACUGUAACUUCUGUAUUAAGGGGGAAGACUUGGAUCAGCCGAUGGGUGUCAUAGAUUUUAGUCUCUAUCUUAAAGGUUCUUAUAUUGGAGCUUCUGAUGAACAGGACAGUAUGGAGGGUCAAUCCAAGAUGGCCACCAUUCUGGAUCAGAAGAACUACCUUGAAGAACUAAACCGACAUUUAAAUGCCACCGUGACGAAUCUUCAACAGAAGAUGGAGCACCUGCAGACGACGAACGCGUUAAUGAAGGAAGACAUGGCGAUCGCUAAAAACACCAUCCUGAUGCUGCAGGAUGAGAACGACGCACUGCAGAACGAGAGAGAAAGCAUCACUGAGGACCACACCAAGCAGCUUGAGGCUGCGAAGGAGGACAUCAGUGCUGAGAGAGAGACGUACGAGACGUCUCGAGCCGGGCUUGAUACGAUGUACGCAGAUGCCAAGAAGAGACUGGAAGAUGAGACAUCACUCCGACUGGAUGUUGAGCGAGAACUAGAGCUCCAGAUCGGCAUGAAGACUGAGAUGGAAGUAGCGUUACAGUUGCUGGAGCGCGACAUCCACGAGAAACAGGACAACAUCGUGUCACUACGGCAACAGCUGGCAGACAUCAAGACCAUCAACCAAGAGAUGUAUACGAAACUCCAGACGUGUGAAAGUACAGUGAAACAUAAGACGGACAUGGUUGGAAAACUGGAAGAAAAGACCAAUCAGCUUGUUCAUACCUUGAAAGAAAUUGAAAAACGAUUAAAGCAAUUCGAGUCAGAUAAAAUAGCUGCUGAAGAAACGGCACGAAAACUUGGCCAAAUAAUUGCCGACAAAGAUAACAAGCGGGCGAUGCUGGAAACAGACCUGCAGAUUGAGCGCGAGUGGAGGACGACGCUACAAAAGGGUUUGGAGGAAGAGAAGCUCAGAGGAAGUGAGAUCCUCAUGGAACUGCAGCAAGCCAAGGAACUUCAGAAGAGUUAUAACGAGUUGACACGGAAACAUGAAUUGUUAAAUCGCACAUGUCAGGAACAAGAAGAGGCACUGGCAGAACUGGGGUCACAUCUUAGUGACUCCAAGCUGAAGGUCGAGGACAUGAGGGAGGCCAGUAUACAGCUGAAGGAAGCUCAGUGGGAGAGUGACGAGGCCACCAAGUGCUGCAAGCAGUGUAACAAAGACUUCUCCAUAGCCAGAAGAAAGCACCACUGUCGGUUCUGUGGAGGUAUUUUCUGUAACGAGUGUUCAGACAACAAAAUGCCACUGGCAUCGUCAUCAAAGCCUGAGCGAGUCUGUGAUAACUGCCACACCUUGUUACUCAAUCGGUAUUCAGCGACGUAAUGACAGCAUCGCUUGGUGCUGAACAGUUCACGCUGUAGUUUUAUAACGCUCGACAAGAUGACUGCAGAUUGAAAAGUACACAAGAUUGGCAACUAUUCAUAUAGAAAAUAUUUUGUGAAAAAAAACCUAAAAAUAUCACAAAGUGUAUUUUAGUGUGAUUCUAAACUACUGCACCGAUUCGCAUGGAAUUUGACAGUCCACAAUCAUAACCACAAUGCCAACUGGGAUAUCUACGGAAAUGAAUGCCCAAUCAAUUAAAGAUUAGUUCUGAAAACAGUCAGUUUGAACAUUGAUUGAUUGUAUGAUACACUUUGAUAUUUUAUCAUUGUCAGUAUGGUUCCAGUUAUAUUGCUGACUAGUGAUGUAAAAAAAAAACAUGUUGGUAUUUUAUAUCAAGUGUGUGUGCAUCAUAUUGUUGACCAGUGAUGUAAUAAACUUUAUCUUUGUUUUUAAUAUAAUGCUGAAUUUGCUGAACAUCAUAUUACAGACUCUGAGUUUGGUACCUAUUAUGAUUUGCUAAUAAUUGUGUAACAUACUUUGGAAUUUUAUAAUGCUAGAUGUGGUUCCAAUCAAAUUGCUCACCAAUAGUGUAAUAAACUCUGGUGUUUUAUUAUACUCAGUGUGUAAUAACUUUGCUAUUGUAUGAUGCUGAGUGUGGUACCUAUCAUAGUUGAUAUCAUUAGUACAAGAUUGUGAUGGAUAGGCUGUUAACAGAUACAGAUUAUGAGAUACAUAUGCUAGCUGACAAGAUACAGGACUAAACUCUCACUGACUGAGGAUGCAGAGACAUGUACCAUUAGUGAGUUCUGUGCUUGCAGCAUGCAUAUGUUUGUGUUCAGUGAACAUGCAUGUAACACAUGAUCAGAUAACAGUUGAAAUGAUCCUGUAUUGUUAUACUUCGCGAAUCAUCAUAUUUUUAAAUUUGAAGAUAUGGGGUUAGAUAUGCAAAUAUUAGCUGGCUUAACCAGGUGUUUAGAUAAUGUUUCAAAAUCAGACAUUAGAUCAAAUAGCAACUGAAGAGAUUCGUUGAAACUUGAUUAAGAAUAACCAAAGGUAUCAAAUACAAAUUUUAUAUAUUUACUUUUUUUAAAGAAAAACAAAAAUUCAAAAACAAAAAGUUUUGAGAACCCAUCAUUAGUUUAAUCAUGAUUUUAACAGAUAGGAUCAGAUUUCUGAUGUGACCAUUAGUAGUAAGUAUUGUAGAAAUACUGAGAAUUGUGUGUUUAAUUUCUUGCGUGGAAGUACUGUAAACCUGCAUGCCAUUCAGAUGUUAAAAUUAGUGGGCUAGCUAGGUUACUCAUGAAUAUUCAUCCCAGUCAACUACGAGGUCUGGGUUUUGUCCUCCGAUAUACAGUAGUGAUCAAAGUGAGAUCACAGGCUUGAUAAGUAACAAUUUGUCUGUGGACCAGGUUACUGGCUUAAAUCAAUCCACUAAACAUGAGUUCCACCACUCCAGGGGCAGAUGCAUGCUUUUUCUAGGGAGGGUGUGCAAAUUAAAAUACUGGCACGUACAGUAUUCCACAGUACACUAGCUAUACUAUAUAUAUUUAAAUAUAUAUAUAUAUAUAUAUAUAUUAUUAUGAUUAUUUUUAUAACGACAACACGCGCUCACUGAUUUAUUAAUCUUCGGCCUAUACUAUAUAUACUCAAGGGAAAAAAUUCUUGUGCAUCAAAUAAAAUGCUUUAAACAAAAA
Gigantopelta aegis is the source of this 3949-nucleotide messenger RNA. RefSeq names its product RUN and FYVE domain-containing protein 2-like. The transcript is spliced from 16 exons. Gene Ontology annotation, molecular function: metal ion binding. The coding region runs from base 333 to 2255 and encodes 640 amino acids. Gene Ontology annotation, cellular component: cytoplasm. The record is from RefSeq and is a predicted model, not a curated record. NCBI's taxonomy places the organism in Eukaryota, Metazoa, Mollusca, Gastropoda, Neomphalida, Peltospiridae.